This is a messenger RNA of Anthonomus grandis grandis, 1631 nucleotides long. RefSeq names its product actin-5C-like. The transcript is spliced from 2 exons. NCBI's taxonomy places the organism in Eukaryota, Metazoa, Arthropoda, Insecta, Coleoptera, Curculionidae. The coding region runs from base 179 to 1309 and encodes 376 amino acids. Gene Ontology annotation, biological process: mitotic cytokinesis. The record is from RefSeq and is a predicted model, not a curated record.
CAUCGGAUGCGCGUCGUGGUGGGGUGCUUAAUUAUAUAUGGUAGGCGACUUUUGAAUUUCUCACAUUUCUGUCUUGUGAUAUUUUAGAGUAAGUACAGCAGAGCGGUGCUGUGCCCUUACCAAUAACUUUUUAUUACAUUUUUACUCUUUCGUAGUCAACAAAUACUAACCAAUCAAAAUGUGUGACGAAGAAGUUGCCGCAUUAGUCGUAGACAAUGGAUCCGGUAUGUGCAAGGCCGGUUUCGCCGGGGACGACGCCCCACGUGCCGUCUUCCCUUCAAUCGUCGGACGUCCAAGACAUCAAGGAGUCAUGGUCGGUAUGGGUCAAAAAGACUCCUACGUAGGUGACGAGGCUCAGAGCAAAAGAGGUAUCCUUACUCUAAAAUAUCCCAUUGAACACGGUAUUGUCACCAACUGGGAUGAUAUGGAAAAAAUCUGGCAUCACACUUUUUACAAUGAACUUCGUGUGGCUCCUGAAGAACACCCCGUGCUCCUCACCGAGGCCCCAUUGAACCCCAAAGCUAACAGGGAAAAGAUGACCCAGAUCAUGUUUGAAACCUUCAACACCCCAGCUAUGUAUGUUGCCAUCCAAGCUGUGUUGUCUCUGUAUGCUUCUGGUCGUACCACCGGUAUCGUCUUGGAUUCUGGAGAUGGUGUCUCUCACACUGUACCAAUUUACGAAGGUUACGCUCUUCCGCACGCUAUCCUCCGUUUGGACUUGGCUGGUCGUGACUUGACCGAUUACCUCAUGAAAAUUUUGACUGAACGUGGCUACUCUUUCACCACCACCGCUGAGAGGGAAAUUGUCAGGGACAUCAAGGAAAAACUCUGCUAUGUAGCCCUGGACUUUGAACAGGAAAUGGCUACUGCUGCCAGCUCCAGCUCCUUGGAGAAGAGCUACGAACUUCCCGACGGUCAAGUCAUCACCAUCGGAAACGAGAGAUUCCGUUGCCCAGAGGCACUUUUCCAACCCUCGUUCUUGGGUAUGGAAGCCGCCGGUAUCCACGAAACCACUUACAACUCCAUCAUGAAGUGCGACGUCGAUAUCAGGAAGGACUUGUACGCCAACACCGUACUCUCCGGAGGUACCACCAUGUACCCGGGAAUUGCCGAUCGUAUGCAAAAGGAAAUCACCGCUCUUGCCCCAUCCACCAUGAAGAUCAAAAUCAUCGCUCCACCAGAGAGGAAAUACUCCGUAUGGAUCGGAGGUUCCAUCUUGGCCUCCCUCUCCACUUUCCAACAGAUGUGGAUCUCAAAACAAGAAUACGACGAAUCCGGCCCAUCCAUUGUCCACAGGAAAUGCUUCUAAACUUGUUAAUUUUCAUCAUGUCUUUUUUAUUUAUUAUCCUUUAAUAUCGCUCGCAUUCCAUUACUCCGUAUGCAUUCGUUUUGAGACAUAUUUUUGUAUUAUAUCUGCGAUACGUGACGUCGCUGUGCGACCAGAACUGCCAUUUUGAAAUGGAUGAUUUUUUUAGAGACCGUAUAUGCACUAGGCCAAAGUAUUCCUAUAAUCAUGUUUUUUUUGUAAGUUAUUACAUGUUGUGCAGAAUAAGACUCUUUAUUUACUUAUGUAAUUAUUUUUAGGCUAUAUAUAAAUAAAAAAUUUAUAAAUAAAAAAAAUUUAAAAAUUA